This is a messenger RNA of Xenopus laevis (African clawed frog), 4488 nucleotides long. RefSeq names its product tripeptidyl peptidase 2 S homeolog (gene tpp2.S). The transcript is spliced from 30 exons. Lineage: Eukaryota; Metazoa; Chordata; Amphibia; Anura; Pipidae. Gene Ontology annotation, molecular function: tripeptidyl-peptidase activity; serine-type peptidase activity; serine-type endopeptidase activity. Bases 1 to 3843 code for a protein of 1280 amino acids. Gene Ontology annotation, biological process: proteolysis. The record is from RefSeq and is a predicted model, not a curated record. Gene Ontology annotation, cellular component: cytoplasm; nucleus; cytosol.
AUGUCACGUGACGGCGACGUCACCGGGCCCAUUCUCAACUCGGAACUAGCAGCUACCAUGAUGGCAGCCGGUGUGGAAGAACCUUUUCCUUUCCAUGGGUUGUUGCCCAAAAAAGAGACUGGGGCCGCGUCGUUCUUGACCCGGUAUCCGCAAUAUGACGGACGCGGGGUGCUGAUUGCGAUACUUGACACUGGGGUGGACCCUGGGGCUCCCGGCAUGCAGCAAACAACAGAUGGGAAGCCAAAGAUUAUAGAUAUUAUUGACACGACAGGAAGUGGAGACGUGAAUACCAGCACUGUUCUUGAACCAAAAGAUGGAGUAAUUGGAGGCCUUUCGGGAAGAACGUUAAAGAUCCCCACCAGCUGGAUAAACCCUUCUGGCAAAUAUCACAUUGGUAUAAAAAAUGGUUUCGACUUUUACCCUAAGGCAUUGAAAGAGCGUUUGCAGAAAGAGCGUAAAGAGAAGCUUUGGGAUCCUGUCCAUCGAGCUGUUCUAGCUGAAGCCUGCAAGAAUCAGGAAGAGUUUGAAGGGAGUUCUAAUGCUCAAGCCCAGGCAGGAAAGCUAAUAAAAGAAGAUCUGCAGAACCAAGUGGAAAUGUUAAACUCCUUUGAAAAAAAAUAUUGUGAUCCUGGUCCUGUGUAUGACUGUUUGGUAUGGCAUGAUGGUGAAACCUGGAGGGUCUGUAUGGACACAAGUGAAUGCGGAAAUUUAGAAGCUUGUAGUGUUUUGGGGAGCUACAGAGAAACACAAGAAUUUGGAUCCUUUGGUGCAUCAGAAAUGCUGAAUUAUUCAGUGAAUAUUUAUGACGAUGGCAACCUACUUUCAGUUGUGACUAGUGGAGGUGCUCACGGUACACAUGUUGCCAGCAUUGCUGCAGGCUAUUUCCCUGAUGAACCCGAGAGAAAUGGAGUAGCUCCUGGAGCGCAGAUUCUGGCCAUAAAAAUUGGUGACACUAGGCUAAGUACAAUGGAGACCGGCACAGGACUCAUUAGAGCGAUGAUUGAAAUAAUAAAAUACAAGUGUGAUCUUAUCAAUUAUAGCUAUGGUGAAGCAACACACUGGCCUAACUCUGGGAGAAUAUGUGAAGCAAUUAAUGAAGCUGUGUGGAAGCACAACAUCAUAUAUGUUUCAAGUGCUGGAAACAAUGGUCCGUGCCUUACUACCGUAGGCUGCCCAGGUGGAACUACUUCAAGUGUGAUAGGUGUGGGCGCCUAUGUUUCACCAGAUAUGAUGGUGGCAGAGUACUCCCUUAGAGAGAAAUUGCCUGCUAAUCAGUACACUUGGUCCUCCAGAGGUCCUACUACUGAUGGAGCCCUAGGAGUCAGCAUAAGUGCCCCAGGAGGAGCUAUUGCUUCUGUCCCAAAUUGGACUCUAAGGGGAACACAGCUUAUGAAUGGAACAUCAAUGUCUUCUCCUAAUGCUUGUGGAGGCAUUGCUCUAGUAUUAUCAGGUCUUAAAGAUAAUGGCAUACCGUACACUGUAAAUUCAGUGAGGAGAGCACUGGAAAAUACUGCUAUGAAGGCUGAAAACAUUGAAGUGUUUGCCCAAGGACAUGGGAUUAUUCAGGUUGACAAAGCAUAUGACUACCUCAUACAGAAUUCAUCAGCACUGCUUAGUAAGAUUGGAUUUACAGUUACAGUUGGGAACAGCCGUGGAAUCUACCUCAGGGAUCCUGUCCAGGUUUCUGCACCUUCUGAUCAUGGUGUGGGCAUUGAGCCAGUGUUUCCAGAAAGUACAGAAAACUCUGAACGAAUAUCGCUACAACUUCAUUUAGCCCUGACGUCGAAUGCAUCCUGGAUUCAGUAUCCUAGCCAUUUAGAAUUGAUGAAUCAGUGCAGACACAUUAAUGUGCGUGUAGAUCCACGUGGCCUACGAGAAGGAGCUCAUUAUACUGAGAUUUGUGGUUAUGAUGUAUCUGCACCAAAUUCUAGACCCUUGUUUAGAGUACCUAUUACAGUCAUCAUUCCCACACUGCUGAGAGAUGAUGCAGCCUAUGAUGUGGAGUGCAAAGAUGUGCAUUUUAAGCCUGGCCAGAUUCAGAGGCACUUCAUUGAAGUUCCUCUGGGUGCCACAUGGGCGGAGGUCACAGUCUCUUCUCGUUCUUCGGAUGUGUCCUCCAAGUUUGUUUUGCAUGCAGUUCAACUAGUGAAACAGAAGGCAUACAGGAGCCAUGAAUUCUACAAAUUUUCUUCUUUGCCAGAAAAAGGUUCUGUAACUGAAGCAUUUCCAGUGCUGAGCGGCAAAACCAUCGAAUUUUGCAUUGCACGUUGGUGGGCUAGUCUUAGUGAUGUUAACAUCGAUUAUUCCAUCUCAUUUCAUGGAAUUUCCUGUGGAAUGCCUCAACUAAACAUCCAUGCAUCAGAAGGGAUUUCUAGGUUUGAUCUGCUUUCUACAUUAAGAUACGAAGAUCUGUCUCCAAGUAUUAGUUUGAAAAGCUGGGUGCAAACCUUACGACCUAUCAGUGCCAAAACCAGACCAUUAGGAUCCCGUGAUAUAUUGCCAAAUAAUCGGCAGUUAUAUGAGAUCGUUUUAACCUACAACUUUCACCAGCCUAAAAGUGGAGAAGUGACGCCAAGUUGCCCUUUACUGAGUGAUUUGUUGUAUGAAUCUGAAUUUGACAGCCAGCUGUGGAUGAUCUAUGAUCAGAACAAAAGACAGAUGGGUUCAGGCGAUGCUUACCCUCAUCAGUAUUCAGUGAAACUGGAGAAGGGGGAUUAUACAAUCCGAAUGCAAGUUCGUCAUGAGCAAAUAAGCGAAUUAGAGCGCCUGAAGGACCUGCCAUUCGUGGUUUCUCACAGAAUGUCCAAUACUUUAAGUCUAGAUAUAUACGAAACCCACAGCAUGGCCCUCUUGGGAAAGAAAAAGGCAAAUAGUCUGACGUUACCGCCAAAACAUAGUCAGCCAUUCUUUGUUACAAUGCUGCCUGAUGACAAAAUACCUAAAGGUGCUGGGCCAGGUUGUUACCUUGCUGGUACUCUGACAUUAGCCAAAACGGAACUUGGCAAGAAAGCUGGCCAGUCUGCAGCAAAGCGACAAGGAAAGUUUAAAAAGGAUGUGAUUCCGGUUCAUUAUCACUUGAUUCCCCCUUCAUCAAAACCAAAGAAUGGGACCAAGGAAAAAGAAAAGGAGGCUGAGAAAGAUGCUAAGGAGGAGUAUGCCGAAGCUCUUAGAGACCUAAAGAUUCAAUGGAUGUCAAAGCUUGAAAGCAAUGACAUCUUUACUGAGUUAAAAGAGGCCCAUCCAAAUCAUCUUCCUCUGUAUGUAGCAAGACUGCAUCAGUUGGAUUCUGAAAAGGAUCGGAUAAAAAGAAUACACGAAAUCCUUGAAGCGUCUAAUGAUGUUCUUUCGCGCAUUGACCAAACUGCUCUUGCUGUUUUUCUUGCAAUGAAGACUGAUCCAAGACCUGAUGCAGCCGCAAUAAAAAAUGACAUGGACAAGCAGAAAAGUACCUUGAUUGAUGCUCUCUGUCGGAAAGGAUGUGCCCUCGCUGAUAAAUUGAUUCAUCUUCAGUCAGAAGAAGGAGCUGCUUCAAGUGACACAGAAAAGAAGGAAGAGGAUCAAGAAGCCAUUUCAGAUGCCUUAAAUGAGACGUACUGGGAAGUGGUCAAAUGGGCUGACCUCAAUGAUUCAAAGGUUCUUCCAUUCGUCUAUAAGCAUGCCUUAGCAAGCAAACUAUAUGGUCGUGGCAUUAAAUUUGCAACAAAACUUGUUGAAGAGAAACCUACAAAAGAAAACUGGAAAAACUGUAUCCAGAUGAUGAAAUAUCUUGGAUGGAGCCACAGUGCAGCAUUUACAGAAAACUGGAUGCCAGUCAUGUAUCCUCCUGAUUAUUCUGUUUUCUAAAACAAUCCUUUUUUUUACCAAGGAUCUUCUAACAAGACUGUAUGUUUUUAUUUUAUGUUUUCAAAAGCAUGUUUCCAUCAUUGAAUGGCAAUUAUUAAACGGUGUAUUUAUCAGCAAGUGCGCAAUGUGAAACAUUGUGUGUUUCGAAAUGGGAUUUUUGCAUGUCUAGGUGGUUAUUUUUACGUGACCCUUGUAAAAGAUCUGGAUUUUACAGUAAACAAAACUUUUAAGAUUCAAUGUUGCCAUGAUUAUAUAGGCCUUAAAUGUUCAAAAUGAUGAUUACAUUUACAUUUUAUUUAUUCGACAAAAAAGUUUUUACAUUCUAAAGCAAAUAUCAUCUCUCCAAACAUUGCUGAAAAAAAAAAAAAUAGGAUUUUUUUUUACACUGCGGGGAAGCUCUUCAUUUAACAGUAUAUGCUUUUACAGACCUUUAACUUUUUUAUGAAGUCUGACAUACAGAUUUAUUGAGGCAAAACCAAUGUUUUAUUUGCAAAAUAAACUUUACACAAUACAUUGUAAAGUGAUACAUGUGUGUUUAUCAAACUAUAAUAAUGUAAGAUAAAACAGUGCACAGAACAAAGAUGUAACACACACUGCUAUUUUAAGAUUUUUUUUACAACAAUAAAAUACGCAAUCUCACAGUUA